GGUGACCUGAGAUUUCGACGGGUACCCUAUUCAAUGGAGGGCGACCAAAGUGGAACUCGCCCAAGAUUUUCUAACUGACCGAAAAAAAAAAAAACUUUGUCACGCGUUAUAGUACUAGAGGCCUAACGCGAAGAGUUAGUUAUAUCAUGGUUCAAAAUCUCCGAUUAUGUUUCCCUCCCGUUAUCUCCGGAAAAAAGUCAAAAAAAGUCUGCUCACGAAAACGAUGGUGAUGACAAGUUCCGGCCUUCUAGGCAUCUUCCUUCCUAUUGCACGCGUAGGCGAAAACCAAAAUGGUGUUUCUGUGCAAGAUGAGGAGGAGUAGAGGAGAGGGCCAGGGAUUCUUCCUUCUUUGGUUUAUCCCCAUUUUGUACGACCAAUUAAGUUGGGGCUCCGAUAAGGAGGGCAACGGAAGGGAUACUGGUGGCUGGUUCUUGGUCAGUAAUGGAGGAAAUAGCUGAAAAUUCUAUUGGUGAUGGAAAUGCUGCUGCUCUGUCGUCUACGGAGAUGUCAGGUUCAAGAAGCUUUGCAUUUUCAAUUGUGGCUCCUAGGAAAGAGGGAAAGCAGACACAGAAUUUGACUGAAAUGAAGCCUAGUAAGGACGACAAGAUGGGUCUUGAGCUCUCUCUCAGCUUACCAAACGUUUCAUGGCUGCCUAUUGGGAGCACCCCAGAUGGCGAAAAAGAGCAGCAGCCAUCGAGGGUUGACUUUGACUUUCUUGAAUCAGUCAUAGCAAAGCCAGUAGUAGUAGCAGCUAACAUGUUUGAGGAAAUGUCCGAAAGAGAAAUUGCUUGUUUGAAGGAGUCAGCCAGGGAAUUGAUCUGCGAUCCGGGUCAGAUCUAUAUGCUAAGCGUAAUUCGCCAAUUACUCCCAAAAAGGUCUGUUAUCAAUCUGGAGUUGCUGCUACAUAAGUGCCAUCGAACUCAGUUGCGGAUCUUGGUGGCCAUCAAGACUGGUCAAGCUGAAUUACUUGAGUUUGAUUUUCCUGUGUUUUUCUCUGACUUGGCAGAAAUAUAUGUGGAGUUAAGGUGUAGAAAUCUGAAAUGCCAGAUACACUUAGGAGAGAAUAUAUGUAAUUGCAAGUUCUGUGCGGAAAAGAAUGGUUUUUGUAAAGAUUGCAUGUGUAUGCUGUGUUCAAAGUUUGACAUGGAAUCUACUACCUGUAGUUGGGUGGGGUGCGAUAAAUGUCUGCACUGGUAUCAUGUAGAUUGUGGGAUGCAAGAAUCUUGUUUUAGAAAUGUGCUUAGUGCCUCUGGAAAUGGAGCAGAGAUGAACUUGUUCUGCAUUGCUUGUGGUCAUACUUCUGAAAUGUUUGGCUUUGCUUUUAAAAAGUGUGGAAAGGAGUUCACAUCAGAAGCUCUUUCCAGGGAACUAAAUUACUUUCGGAGGAUCUUUUCUACAAGCAAUAAUUUUAGAGGGAAAAGAUUGCAUGAGAUAGCAACUCUGAUGCUAUCAUUUUUGGAAGAUAGAGCUAAUGUUCAAGAAGUUGAACAUCAAACUGCAGGUUCCUUUAAUGUGGAGAAGAUUUGGAACCUUUUUGAGUACUGUUGUGAAGUUCUGGGCAGGACUCUGACCAUUGACAAGCUAUUAGAUAUCUUCAAGAACCAUGGUCCAGAGUGGCAGCAAUUGCAAAAGACUCAACUUAAGGAACCUGAGGAGCUGGUUCUGAAGACAUCUGGCAAGGAGAAAGAUGACUUCAACUGGACAGGCUUAUUGUCUACACCAAGUGACCCAGCUCAAAUUCAAGCAACAACAUGUCAGAUAGUGUGCUCUUGGAGAGGGCCAGAAAGCUGCUCCGGGGCAACAAUGGAUCAUCUAGAGUUCAGUGUGAUGGGCUUGCGGGCAUGAUGCAGAUAUUUGACAAUGACAAACAUGGAAAUAACUGGAUAAGCUUGUCAUCAUCCUCUUCUUCCCCAAUUUACCCACCUUGGGGAGCAUAUACAAAGUCCAAGAAAAGGCAUUUACUUUAGUUGCACUUAGUUGGAACUGUCUUUUACCUGAUUGUUGGGAAAUAGCAUAUGAAUGACUUAAUAGUUCAGGGGUUUAGCAAUAUUUGACAUCCUUUGCGAAUUGUAUGAUAUAUCGUGGGUAAAAAGUGGAAAAGGAAACAAAAGGGAGCAUAAAUCUUAAAAGACAGUUUUGUUCUAAUUCACAUACCAGCAUUCAUGGCAACCAUGGGUAAAACAAACUGCUAUGUUGUUUUGCUUCUUGCGCCUUUAAAUUUGAACGAUUUAGAACAGUUGAAAAGUUUGGGGAAGCGUAAGGAGCAGUGAUAUGGAGCUGAAAUUGACACUACUCUUCCCCUGAGUGAGCGUUGGACCAACGUGGUAUUAAACCUGGAAGAUUGAAGGAUAAUAUUUGCAUCAUCCUGGAUAUUGGGGACUGAAUUGAGAUUAUCUCACAUACUUAGGGAACUAUUGCUAAACUUUUCCCAAAUACAAUAAUGGAGUUCAUGUAUCAUUCUGAGGAAAAGAAGAAUCUCACAGCAUCAACACUUAUUUAAUGGGGCUGAGAAGCUGCUUUUGGUGUUCAGCCAGCGAGACUGGCAAAUUCUCUUUCCACGAAUAAGAACUCUUUUCUUAUCUUCUUAAUGUGUUUAAUUUACUUUGUGCCUAAGUUAAACUCAAGAUGAAGGGAAAUUUGGCGAAGUACUAUGCUCUUGGAGAAGGCCACAGAGCUGCUCCAGGAAACAGAUAAAGUAAGAGGUGCAAAGAAUGGUACUUGAGAAGGCGGUCAAGGCAUUUUCAGCAACAAAGCUGGAAAUAACCACGUCAUCUUAUCAUCAUCUGCGUCUUUCUUGCAAUUCUCCUGCAGGAAAAACAAUGCCAGGAAAAGGUAGUUUCCCAAAAUUGCUAGUUAGCUAGCCUCAUGAUUUUGUCUGCUGGAGAAGAUCAACUUCCUGGUACAGAGAUUUGCAUCAAAAUUAGAACGAAGCACAAUAAAGUGACUAUUGGAUAAUAGUGCAUGCGUUUAGCUGUUUCCUAUAUGGUGCCAAUUGUCUUGUUUCGGUGGAAAACGAGUUUGUAUGGAAAUGAUUGCUUUAAUAUUCUAUCGUCAAGCCUGUUUAUCA
Coffea arabica (coffee) is the source of this 3067-nucleotide messenger RNA. Its product is annotated as protein OBERON 4. Gene Ontology annotation, cellular component: nucleus. The record is from RefSeq and is a predicted model, not a curated record. Gene Ontology annotation, biological process: root meristem specification; maintenance of root meristem identity; regulation of gene expression. NCBI's taxonomy places the organism in Eukaryota, Viridiplantae, Streptophyta, Magnoliopsida, Gentianales, Rubiaceae.